AUGUGUCAUUUACCUGUGGCUAUUGAGCAUCGUGCAUUCUGGGCAGUCAAGCAAUGCAAUUUGCAUGCGGAUAGAGAUGGCAAAGAGAGAAAGCUCCAACUCCAGGAGUUGGAGGAAAUUCGUCUUGAAGCAUAUGACAAUGCACGUUUGUACAAAGAGCGUACCAAGCAGUUUCAUGACCGCCUAUUGCGUGCGAAACACUUUUCUCCAGGACAAAAGAGUUUAGAGACUAAUAAGAGUUUUACAGUUAAUGGUCAUCGUUUAAAACCGUUUGUUCAUGUUUCAGACAUUGGUACUGUGGAAGAGGAGACUUGGAUUUACAAGGCAUGCCCACGCCCUAUAAGUGAUGCUGUUGAACAUCGUAGAAAUGCUUGGGCAGAAGACUCUGCCUUAUAA
Molecule: messenger RNA, 396 nt
Organism: Coffea eugenioides
Lineage: Eukaryota; Viridiplantae; Streptophyta; Magnoliopsida; Gentianales; Rubiaceae
Exons: 3
Coding region: 1-396 (131 amino acids)
Source: RefSeq, a predicted model, not a curated record